Molecule: messenger RNA, 1083 nt
Organism: Penicillium pulvis
Lineage: Eukaryota; Fungi; Ascomycota; Eurotiomycetes; Eurotiales; Aspergillaceae
Product: NAD(P)-dependent alcohol dehydrogenase
Exons: 5
Coding region: 1-1083 (360 amino acids)
Biological process (GO): alcohol metabolic process
Molecular function (GO): alcohol dehydrogenase (NADP+) activity; zinc ion binding
Source: RefSeq, a predicted model, not a curated record
AUGCCUUACCCUGAGGAAGCUGAGGGCUUCCAGGUCGAUGGACCUGAUUCCUUUACCCAGUUCCACAAGCGAUUCUUCAAGCUGAAGCCUUUCGGCGACUAUGACGUCGACGUCAAGAUCGAGGCAUGUGGUGUGUGCGGCAGUGAUGUCCACACCAUUAGUGGUGGAUGGGGAGACCAGAAAUUCCCUCUCUGCGUCGGCCACGAAAUCAUUGGCCGCGCCAUUCGUGUCGGACCCAAGGUCACCCUAAUCAAAGAAGGCCAACGCGUCGGCGUCGGAGCCCAGUCCUACUCCUGCGGCGAGUGCAAGCAAUGCAAGAACGAUAACGAAACCUACUGCCCCGUGCAGAUGAUGGACACAUACGGAUCCGAGUGGCCCGAGACCGGCAUUGUCAGCCAGGGUGGUUACUCCUCGCACGUGCGCACACACGAGCACUGGGUCUUCCCCAUCCCCGACGCACUGGAGACCAACUCUGUUGCCCCCAUGCUGUGCGCCGGCCUGACAGCCUACUCACCCCUUGUGCGUAACGGUGCUGGACCAGGCAAGAAGGUUGGUAUCGUUGGCCUGGGCGGAAUUGGUCACUUCGGUAUCAUGUUUGCUAAGGCGCUGGGCGCGGAGGUCUGGGCUAUCUCACGAUCAAGGGCUAAGGAGGCUGAUGCUCUGAAGCUUGGUGCUGAUGGUUACAUUGCUACUGCUGAGGAGGGGUGGGAGUUGCCUCAUAAGUUUUCGUUCGAUUUGAUUGUGAACUGUGCCAAUUCUUCCGAGGGCUUUGAUUUGGCUCGGUAUUUGUCGAUGAUGGAUGUUCAUGGCAGAUGGAUUAGUGUUGGCUUGCCUGAGGAGGAGGGACAGGUUAUUAAGGCGCAGAACCUUAUCAAUAAUGGUGUGCUUAUUGGUGCUAGUCACCUCGGUAGUCGGAAGGAGAUGCUGGAGAUGCUGCAGCUGGCUGCGGACAAGGGACUUAAGGGCUGGGUUGAGGAGAUUGCUAUUGGGGAGGCGGGAUUGAAGGAGGCUAUGCAGCGGAUGCAGAAGGGUGAUGUCCAUUACCGGUUUACUUUGACUGGCUAUGAGAAGAUGUUCGGUUAA